Molecule: messenger RNA, 1496 nt
Organism: Aethina tumida (small hive beetle)
Lineage: Eukaryota; Metazoa; Arthropoda; Insecta; Coleoptera; Nitidulidae
Product: E3 ubiquitin-protein ligase Rnf220
Exons: 1
Coding region: 293-1285 (330 amino acids)
Biological process (GO): protein ubiquitination
Molecular function (GO): ubiquitin protein ligase activity; metal ion binding
Source: RefSeq, a predicted model, not a curated record
GUUUAAAAAGAUUUGUUGAUUCUCUGAAAGGAAUCAAACAAAAAUUACUAGUAUGAGCUGCAAACAAGAAAAUAUCACGCUCAACAAAGUACGUAACUUUUUUUAAUUAAGAAAUUUUCACACGGCCUUAAAAACUAAUCAGAAAAUGUAGCUUCACAGUUGAUAACCUAGAAAUGUAAACAAAACUUAAUAGAAAUCCAAAAACAUCUAAAAAAUUCUACUGUCUAACCGAAAAAUUACAAACGACACUAUAUUAGCAAGGUAUUAGCAGUACAACAGUGUGAAUAUUAUUAUGGAUCAGUCCAUAGAAACUAUUGAAUCAGCCAGUACUAGUUUCAACCACGAAGAGGGUAGGGGUUGCAGAAACAAGAAGAGACAAGUCGAUCCCGCCUGUUGCCCAGUUUGCAGCGUAACAUUACGCAACUCCGAAGUCGACUCGCAUCUAAGUUCCGAAAUAGAAAAGCUUAACAAACUGCCAACCACCAAACACAAAGCCAACGGCAAGAGUGUUCCCUGCACCUCAACAAAUGGUACGGACAAGAACAUGGACAAAAACUGGGAGACCUAUCAGAAAGUCCGUUCAAACAGACAAACCAGACAGAGGACGAAGACGCGCAAACGAAAGGCUGAAGAGACUGUGUGUCCGAUAUGCAACAGGGAAGUCACGGAGGACAUACAACUGCAUGUGGAGCUGUGUUUGAGGCGCAGCGAGGCGAACGGCAGCGAAAGCGAUGAGAACAUCGACGUAGAGGCGUUCGAGGAGUACGAAUGGGCCGGACACUCUAGAGUGAGGGCCACAUCGAUGCUUCCUGGUGGUGUAUCAUCAUUGGGGACGACCCUGUCAAUGGCUGACGACGAUGAGGAUUUAAACGUUGACGGGGACGACACGCAGGUGUACGGCACGCCUCAGUAUUCUGAAAAAGAUGUGAUUUUACCCUGUGGCGAUGCCGAGGAUGUGGCGUUACGCAAGGCUGUUACUGGAACUGAUCCAAAAAGACUGUCCUCCGAGAGAGAAGUUGGAAGUGGAGACGAGAAUGCUAUUGGUGAUCCGGUGUUGCUGGUUCUCAAGAACAGGAUCAGGGAGUUGGAAUCUAGGGAACAAAGUAGGGGUGAAGUUUACAAAUGUUUGAUCUGCAUGGAACGUUAUCAGACGCCCGUUAUAUCAGUGUGCUGCUGGCAUGUGCACUGCGAACAGUGCUGGCUACAAACUUUAGGAGCCAAGAAACUUUGCCCCCAAUGUAACAUGAUUACAUCACCAUCUGAUCUAAGGAGGAUUUAUAUGUAACAACUGUCAAUAAUAGUUUCACUUGUUUCAUUUUGUAUUUCUGUAUUAAGGGACAGUUUUUGAUUUGGAAUCGAAAAUAUUCGUAUACUAUUUUAAGUCUUACGUAUCAUGGGUAAAAUAAUAAGUUUAUACAUUAUACACACUAUAUACACACAAGAAAUUAUUUAUUUAUUUUUAUUACUUUAUAUGCAAUAAAUAUUUUUUCUUUCUA